Fonsecaea multimorphosa CBS 102226 is the source of this 1698-nucleotide messenger RNA. RefSeq lists its product as uncharacterized. The coding region runs from base 1 to 1698 and encodes 565 amino acids. The transcript has a single exon. The record is from RefSeq and is a predicted model, not a curated record. NCBI's taxonomy places the organism in Eukaryota, Fungi, Ascomycota, Eurotiomycetes, Chaetothyriales, Herpotrichiellaceae.
AUGAGCUCGGAAUCCGCAACUUUCUCGAUGAACUCGGGACUCAGAACUUUCAUAAAGGACAGGGGACCAUCGUCCACAGUGUGUCCUGAAAAGCUCUUCGCAGCCCUUGAGAGACUUCAGAACAGACCUGAUGAUCUUGCCCGCGAUCGAGCCCGACUCAAUGACACAUUGCCCCCACCACCAUGCUCGUCAGGAACGACGACAGCGUUUCCCAGCCUUUGCGGCUCCCCCGCUCCCCCUCCCGGAUUCGAGGGGCGGAUUGAGCACCGUAAAUCAACGCCCUGGGAACAAUUCCGCCACCAGGUUGACAAGGAGAGGGCACGGAUCAUUGAGCAAUUCGACCGGAGGUGUAAUAGACGAAAAGAGACGUUGCGGUAUGAUGAUAAAGUCGGAGGCUACACCGAUAACGCACAAAACAAUGUGAAGAAUCACUGGAUUGAGCAAGGUAUCUGGGACAACAAAUGGACCAUAUGGUGGGUGGGCUGGGCAUGGAUGCAUGAAGGAGAGCCUGAACCUGUCAAGGAAUACUCACCGGAGCCUGACACUGGUUCGAAGCCUCUUAUCAUUCCUGAUCCUAGUCCGUUCACCCCAUCGAUAGAGAAGCCGGAAAGGCGUAUGAGGAUAAAGCCGGUGACUGAAGAACAACGAGCGGCACACAUACAGAAAACUGCGGCAUCUCGCCCUUACCCACAGUUUCUCUACCAGAUCUCCAAAGAGCGCGAGUGGCUUGAAGAUGAGCCGUUUAGGGGCCCCAUUAAUUUGAACCAGGUCGCAUACCAAAAUAUCAAAAGAAGUUGGGUCGAGCAAAACAUAUGGGAUCCCGAAUGGACUGAUAUGCCUGGAGAUACUUGGAUGCACGAAAGCCUUGCCCAAAAUGAACCCGAGAGGUCGAAUGACGCAGUAGAUGCCUCAGAAGGGGCGACAAGCUCGCAUGUUGUUGACAACAAUGAGGGGCAGCCUCAACCUCUUUUUCCAUCUUUCCUCCAUGGCCCGGCGGUAAGCACAACGAAUGUGCUUAGAAGAAACGAAGAGGCGCGAAUACGGAAAUAUCCCCAAUCUCUCUAUUCAUCUGUCCUCUUUGGCGUGGCAGCAAGCGCAACGCAUGUGCUUCGAGGAAACGAGGACGCUCAAAUAGGGGACGACGAAAUAGGCACGCAUCAUGAAGACGGCGGCAGCCUUACAAACAUGAACCAAGUAUCCUUUCCCCUUCAAUUUGGGCGGAGAGGGUGUGUUGAACAUCCUGCUCCCGGAACAUCACCUCCAUCUUGGCUGAUUCAAAUGCUCAACGACGAUGACGACGAUGACGACGACGACGACGACGACGACGGUGGCUUAUCAGGACUGCACCAGCCGAGCCCAGUUGCAACACCUCCCCGACAGAUCAAGGCUAGAUUUGGCUUCGCCGCCCAAUACAAUUCCUUGGAAGCAGACCCCAGCGGCACAACUACCUUUAGCAAAGAGAGAUUACCUCAGGGACGCAAGCAUAUCGGUGGCCGAACUGUCGCGGCCGGCCACACUUGUGUGCGAAAGGGCAGAACUGGUGUGGUGGACCAUGCCGAAGUACGUCGCAGUCGUCGGGUCGUAGAACGAUGCGGGACGGACAAGAGCACACCCUACGACAAAGAUCCACGUGGCUCAAUGCCCCGACCUAAGAGAAGCCAGCGGCUCAAGAAAGGUCAGACCAAACGAAUGGUGUGA